This is a messenger RNA of Guillardia theta CCMP2712, 12744 nucleotides long. RefSeq lists its product as hypothetical. Lineage: Eukaryota; Cryptophyceae; Pyrenomonadales; Geminigeraceae. The record is from RefSeq and is a predicted model, not a curated record. The transcript is spliced from 19 exons. Bases 1 to 12744 code for a protein of 4247 amino acids.
AUGGCAAGCGCAACGGUGCAGAAGAAUGUGAUGAUGGCAAUACCAUUGAUGGCGACGGAUGCUCUAAGCAAUGUACCAUUGAGUCAGGAUUCUUGUGCCUGGGAGGCUGCCAAGAAACUGGGGAUGUUAGACGCCGGUACGGAGAGUGCCAGAAGGAUAGCUGCAUUCCCGUGGCAUGAAACCACAACUGACUGUAAGACCCCCUUGUCCAAGGCAACCAUUGUCAUAUCUGGUUUGCUUGGUGGAACAAAUGAAGAUGAUCCAGCACUUGCCAAGGAAGGAUUGAUUUCUGUACGACGAGGGUGUUCGAGUGGAAAGAUGGACUGCGAAGCAAGGCCGUCGGAAAUCUUUGGGAUAGUCGUAUCAAACCCUGAUGGAACAUUUACUGAGAGAUAUGGUGUCGGGCGCUGGGACGACACUUUGAAACAAGUAAGCUUUUCUGUGUUGCAAGAUGUUUCAGAAAACGAAGACAUAUUUCUGCAAUUCACCGUCAUGAACGGGAACCAGCAAGUGUCUCCAAACAUCCGGAUAGGCAUGAGAGGCAUCGAGAUCCCGGACGAGCCUAUGCUCAAGUUGCCUCUCCUGCUUAACGGACGGACUUCCAUGCCUCUCGAGAUUUUUCCCAAGCCAAGCAGCAGAAGAUUCACCGACCAAGAUAGAAUGGACGAUUCGACGAAUCUUGCUGUCGAUCUUUCAGACCAUCUGGAGGAGGAGAGGCAUGAAGGCAGUCAUCAGCACGACGACCAGCCUCGUCGCAGACUUCUCGCCAAUUGCGCUGGCAUUUGCUCCAACACCUUCUUGUCACAGACAAGUGUAGUGGCAGGCACUGAAAACACCAUCACCGUCAGUCUCUACACCUCUUUCACUUUGGUUGCCAUGACAAGAAUCACGUUGGAAGGAGUCUUUCCAGCGUUGGUCCCACGGUUGUUUGCUGUCACUACUUCAUUUCAAUGCGCACAGAGUUUGCCAUUUGGUCCUCAAGACUCUCUCCUUCCCUCCCCGCUUCUUGCUUCCUCGGCCCCUGCAUACGAUGCCAGGACCUUGCAAGCACAACCUGGGUUCUCGACUGCAAGUGGAUACUUCAGUGCGGAACAUCGAGACACCGCACAUUUCUCGUUCCAGCAGAGGUUUUACGACUACGACGAGCUCAAGUUCGAGGUGUUCUGGUCGUUCAACGAGUCGAAAACUCUGCGGCAGAGGUUGAUCGACGCCUCCACGAGGAAGGAGGGCGAGGCUGUGGUGUGGACGGUGAGAGACGGGAAGGGAAGGUUUGUCAAGACGCUCCGGGGGGCCUGGAGGUUCUCAAGGAACCUUCCCUACAGGCAGGAUGGAGCUGACUUCACACUGAGUAACAUCUUCGAUUCCCAGCAGCCCUCCAGCACAGGAUUUUCACCUGACGAUGGCGCUUGGGGGGCUGCAGACAGCCUGGUGGACGGUGCCUGGGACAUCACGGACGUCGUAAGUCAGACCAACGCGGACCCGUCGCAGAAUCCUGCCAUCGGAAGCGGAGGAGAUUUCUGGGGGCACGGCAACUUCAACCAGCAGAACGACUUCGGUUGCCAGGCGGGCUCUCUCUACAACAACGUGACGGGAGCUGCGAUCAAACCCUGCUGCCCCACAUACUUCAUGGGAGGUAAAGACACAGCCAUCUACUCCGAGGGCAUCAGAAACGAGAUGUACCUCGUCCCCUGCGAGUCCUGUCAGUGCCUGCAAGACGUCUGCACCUACGGUCUUAGCCGUCAGGACACGUCCGUGUCAAGUACGGCAACUCGUGAUGACACUUGUGGGCUCCUGAAGCCAUCGGGCAAUCAGGCCAGCAGCUUUGACUGGUACCUCUCCUUCGACAGCACAAUCGCGACAGAGGUCAAGGAAGAUCAGAACGGAGGAGGACAGUCUUCUCCCUACUCCUUCACCUUCGCUAUCAAAAACUCUCGUUCCGUAAGCUCAAACCUUGUCACCCUCCAAGUUUUCGCCCCUCCUAGCGACAGCCAAGCUGCUCAGAACUUCUCGUUUCAGUUUCCCCAAGACUCGCUUGUGGUGAAGGAAGGCAACUUUCUGAAUCAAACGAUAGUACAGUCGUCGAGCCUGCCGGGGGGUUUGAAUCGUCUCAGCGUCUCUUUCACAGCUUCUCCUCCUCUUCUGUCGGGAUCCACCGUGAUAGUCGACAGCCUGUUCUCGCCCUCAAUGCUGCUCGCCAACGUCUCGGACUGUGAGGGCGAUACAGGCUCUUUCACAGCCUCCUGGAGUGACGCGUCAGCCAUCAAGCAUUCAUCGUUGCGACAGGAGAUCUACGCGGAAGAGAAGCACGUCCUCUCCAUCAUCUGGGCCUUCCAAAGCUCCACGACCUGGCAGGAGAGAAUCGCUCGAGCGCAGAGUGCAAGAGGAGAAACUGUUGUGUGGUACGUGGUUGACCCGCAGAAUCCCAGCAGCGUGCUGGCAGUGAAGAAGGGAAGGUGGAAGGUGUCGAACUUUCAGAGCUCGUCGGGCGCUUGGAUCCUGCGCAACAUGUGGGGAGCAGGAGAAGGGACUAUUAGCAGCACGCAGAUCACUUCAGACUACUGGGGCUGGACGCCUCAGAACUUUCAGAACAACAUUUACAACUGUUUCUACUGGAGGAACGGGCAGAAGAAUGAGGUCAGGAGGGUUCGCAAUCACAUCUGGAUCGAAGAGUUUCCCUUGGUCACACGGAGCACCGGAGCCUUCCAGCUGAAGAGAACGCCUGGCGGUUCCCUUAUGUUGGCCCUUCCUGCUCCCUCCUCCUUCUCCUCCUUCCAGCACUUCCAGUUCAACUUGACCGUCCUCAAUCCGAUGAGCUCCAGUCCCAGCGCGCAGCCAACGAUCGCGAUCUUGGGAUGCUACCAAGUCGCUGCUCUUCCUCUGCUCCUGCCCGCCGCCUUGAAGGAUAAGCCGCUGGUAGUUGACAGCCCCGCAUACGUCACGUCCAAGGCUGGUCAAUCAGCGUCGUACCCGAGCGCCAUCAACACACUGACGGUGACAUUGCAGCUCAAUUUCCAUCUCUACGACUUCACGUCAUGCUUGUUCAAGAUCUCUAACUUGCUGGGAGCCAAGAGACCGUCAGGCGUGCUGCCUUUCGUGUCCUCAGGCUCCAACUUGUUCUCUUACGAUGGGAAUGUUCCUGCCUCCUCCUCGGCGCUGUGGAACGAUGCGACGAAAGAACUUCAAUUCUACCUGGCAAAAGGCGAGAUCUCCGCUGACCAAACUUUGACCCUCCAGUUCGUCCUCGAAAACCCUCCGGUCGCUCAAGAUGCCCCCAACGUCUCGGUGACGGUGAUGCAAUCGAUUGUUCUCCAGACGCUGCUGCUCUCGGACUUUGUGCUCUCAGGCGCGGAGGGAGGCAGUGCCCUCGAGCUUCUUCAGCCCCUCUUCGUUCAGCCUGCAUACUUCGUCGCUCCUACCUCCAUCCGUCACAGUUCCAACAACCCUGGCUCCGUCAACUACGUCACUAUUCUGCUUGCUGUCAACGUAGACGUUCGCAACGCCAGCUUGUCCUACCCGGCUGUGACGCUCAACAUCUCCGGGCUGACGGGAGGGCAGCCAGUCUAUGCCGACAGCCAGGGCAAGACAGUCAGUCUCUUGGUCUCUCCUCUGUCUCCCUCCGGUCCAGAUUAUUUCUCAGCUCUUGCGACAGGCACCCUCUCAGCUGGGACGUGGAGCGAGGGGACUAACUCUCUGUUGCUUCAUCUGCGCAAGGACUGGAGCAGACUGACACAGUUGGCCUUCUCAUUCCAAGUCACCAACUUCCCCGACCAGCAGACGUCACCGACGGUGCUGCUUCAGACGGAGGGCCUGCGAGUUCAGAUCAUCUCAUCCUUGACCUCCUGCUACAGCAACGGAGUCUGCAUCUUGCCCAAGGUUGACGAUAGUCAAGCUGGACCUCCGUUGAACGUGCUCAGCCCUUCCUUCGUGGUCAAGAAUGUGGGACAGUCGACCCCUUACCCAGGCGCUGUCAACACGCUGACCUUCACGAUCAGGUUCAACUUCAUCUUUCUCAACUCAUCCAGCACCAUCACAGAGCAGUCCAUGAUUCAGAUCUCCAACCUCCUCGGAGCUUAUGCCACUCCCGUCGUCUCCCUGCAGUCACCGCAGGGCGAUGAGCAGUACUUCUCCUCCUCUGCGCAAGGAGUCAGUGGGACUGCCUCGUGGGACCAAACAUCGCAGUCGCUGCAGCUGUUUGUGAGGAACUCGAUUCCCCAGAAGGACAUCAUAAUCUCUGUGCGGGUUGAGAACUCAAUCCUGCCUCAAGACUCUCCCGGUGUCGCCAUCGCCUCCUUCGGCAUCUCGCUGCCUUUGUCGCUGAUGCGCAAGGACAACGUCACGGUUCUCCCUGCUAUCUGGAAGGCUCGGCCAGGCGACGCUGAGCCCUUGCUGAUCUUCACACCUGCCUUUGAGAUCAAGAAAGUAGGACAGAGCAAUCCAUUUCCCGGUGCCACCAACACUAUCUUCUUGACCUUGUCGUUCAACGUCGACAUCCGAGCGUCGACUCAGUUCUACAGGCAGGUAAAGAUUUUGAUCGACAACCUCCAAGGCGGCCCGUCAGUGGAGUCGGAGUUCAACCUCACUGACUUCAAGACCGGGGGCCCGAGCUCAGUCUUCGGCCUCUUCGACGGCUCUGCCGAUGUCAACAGCGCAAGGGCAAGCAGGGCCUUGUAUGGUGGUCGUUACGGGUACAAGAACUUGACGUUCUCGGUGAUUGCAGACGUGGUAGCCGGUAAGAACUACUACCUGGCCUUCAACAUCUCCAACCCAGGCCUCGGCCAGAACUCGCCGGUGCUGCAGAUUCAGGUAGACGGCAUCACCAUCGACGUGUCGAGCAUGCAGUCAGACUUGGAGACUGUUCUCUCCAGCAUCGGGGCGACGACAGGCGGUUGGGCGGCCCCCCUGUAUGUCCUGCAAGCGCAGUUUGAGCUCAAGGCCAUCUCCCAGUCCAACAGCGAACCAGCUCAGACCAACCAGCUCACCGUCAGGUUCUCCCUCAACUCCCCGCUGUUCCCCUCCGUCAGGCGAUGCAAGCGACGAGCGUUCCGCGGGUGGUUGCCGGGGGAGGAGGGUUUCAUCACCAGCCUCUACACGGGACUUCCCCAGGACGCCAAGAUCUUCGGCGAGCUGAGCCUGCAGGACCUGACGCGAGGUCACCAGUUUGACCGCGUCUGCAACGUCGGGGCCUUGGAAGGUCAACCGUGUCAGGCCACAAGCCAGUGCGGCACGGGAACGACCAACGGCCCUGUGCCCUACUGCGUUUCCACCUUGUGCCACGAAGACGGUCUUUACCCUACCGAGAUUCAGCUGAGCAACCUGCUGGGCCCCUUAGAUCCCACAGGUUCUUUCAAGCUGCUACUUGACGGUGUUCAGAUCUUUAGUGAUGGUAGUCAGAUCGGAUUUGCACUGUGGGACUCAACUGCCAAGACGUUGACUAUGCAAGUCGCACAGGAGCUGCAGGCAGCCGUCAACUACUCGUUUGCGUUUGACGUCAAGAAUCCUUUCUCCCCUCAAGACUCUCCGCUCGUAUCCAUCGGAGCCUACGGGACUCUGAUCGACCCGGUCGUGGUGGACCCGUCGGGUGUGGGUCCCAUGAAGAUCUCCCGGCUUAUCUUUCAGUACGCGCUGGCUAAGCAGACGACCUCGUUCCCGAUGAGUCUGAACCUUGUCACCGUCUGGUUCAAGACCGAGAAGCUCCUUCAGCUCUCAACCAAGAUGUCUCUCUCCCCGAUCCUCCAUGCCUCCAUGGAGAGCAUGCCUGACUUCGUCGCCGGCCUCAACUUCGUCAAGCUACAAGGACCCUCCGCCUUGUCGCUCUCUCCCGUCCCCUGCAACACUUCCACAGCCCUAGCGUACGCUGGUUAUGCCAGUUGGAAGGCAGAGACCUACCAAGUGGCAGCGUAUCUUUGCACGGAGCCUUCCAACGUGUUCAACUUCUCUUUCGCCUUCAUGAAUCCUGCCAUCCGACAGGACUCUCCUCAAGUCGCGCUGCAGAUCGACGUCGAGAACAGCAUCUUGAACAGCAUUAUCCUGACCUCCUUUGACCCGGCCAACCCCAUCCUGCGAGUCCUCGGCUUCGAGUUCGUGCUCAAGAAGAUCAGUCAGUCUGUUCCCUACCCCGGAGCUCUCAACGACAUCACCAUCCGUCUGGCCGGCAGUGUUCCCAUCCCUCAGCAAGCCAGCAAUCAAAUCUCAAUCUCCGGCCUCUACGGCGCGCAGAGCCCGCAGACAAGCUCCGUGAUGCCUCUCAUCGAGAACGUCGACCUUGCCUGCGCUGACUUUGACCCCAGCGAGAGAGGCUGCUCUGUGUUCUCCUACGACGGGGCUCAGACCUGCUCAGCAACAUGGGACGCGGCGACGUACGGCAUCAAGUUCUUCGUGCAGGAGAUGCAGGAGGGGAGGACGUACACUUUCCAGUUCGUGAUCCAGAACCCAGCGCAGUCCACGUCAUCGCCCUCCGUCUCGAUCUCGAUGUCUGGCAAGAUACCUAUCUUCUCGAGCGUCUCGCUGGACCAGGACGUCACUCUCAACUUGGGGUCAGUGAAAGAAACUUGUUCUACCUGCCCCUCCUGGAGGAGAAGCUGGAGGAGGUGGAGCUUCGAGAAGCCUGGCGGGACCAUGGGCUUGAUCUCCGCCACCCCGGACUUCGCAGCGAUCUUGAAGCUAGUCAACCCAUCCUUCCUCUGCCUCGAAGCUGCCAACUGCAUCCUUGGAGCCUUCACGGUCUGUCCGGUCGGAGGGGCUUGCAGUGGGCUUAUCUGGGAGAGCAACGGGUUUCCGGGAGAGGUGGUCAAUACGAUCUCAGUGUCGUUUGCCGUGACGACUCCGAUCUCUGUCUCCUCUCAAGCUUACCUCGUCGUCUCCGGUUUGCGCGGGGCUAUCAAGCCCACGGGGGUGUACAACCUCAGCACUGCCCCCAGCUUCCGCUUCCUUGACGGCACUCCAUGUGACUUCACUGCCGCCAAGUUUGCGGGCACGCGGCUGGGAGCUGACAGGACCUUUGCGUGGGACGCGUCGACACUCUCAGCGACCCUCUACCCCCUGACAGACUUGAGCCCGGGCAUUGAAGUCACCAUCUCCUUCCUGGUCUCGAACCCUCUCACCCCUCAGCCGGCAGCUGAAACCACUCUCAGCAUCUUCUCCGCCUCAGGCACCGUCCUCGUUUCCAAUACCCUCCUCCCAGCCCCGAACCGGCUCGGCCCCAUGCUGAUCCUGCAGCCCAGCUUCGAGGUCAAGCUCAUCUCGCAGAGGACAGCGCUGCCCUCAGCUGAGAACGUGCUGACCGUCACCUUCUCCGUCAGCGCUCCUCUACGCAAGGGCACAUGUAUCUCCAUCUACGGCUUCGGACUUGCUGCCGGCACGGAAACCUACAAGAAUGUCGACGGGUCAAACUCCUUCGGCUCGCUGGUGAAGUCGGCGGAUGCGGGGGUGACAGGACAGGGAGCAUGGGACGGGAACAGCAUCGCCUUCUGCCUUCUCACUGACCUCGUUGAGAAGACUGCCUAUGACUUCUCCUUCUCCAUCGUCAACCCGGCGCUAGAACAGAGUCCUCGCACCAUCUUCAUCCAGACAACUUCAGUAGUUCUGAUCCCAGCUGUUGCCAUGGACCCAGACAAGUCGGAGAACGGCAUCCACGAGCCCUUGCGCAUCCUCAAGAUGGAGCUGCUGCAGAGAAACAUCGGGGAGAGCACGAGGUUUCCGGGAGCAAGAAACCACAUCACCGUCACGUUCGCUCCCUCCCUCGUGGUCUCAGCUGACCUUCAGGUGGACUUCUUGAUCGAGGGCCUGACUGGCUCCCGCACGUCCAGCGGGCCCAUCGCGAUCAGUUGCGGCACAGGAUGCAACCCGUUCUCCGACUGCUCGCGCACAAUCUGCAACGGAGGCUGUUGCACCCGAGCAAGCGACCUCGAGCCCUGCUCUCUCGGCACGAGAUUCUGCCAGGACCGUUUGCUGAGCUGUGAUUUCACGAACGUCCUCGCCAACUCGGACUGCUGCGACGUCUCGCGGUUCUCCAACACCUUGUGGGACCAGCAGCUGGGAACUGUCAGUUUCGCCCUGGCAGCUCAGCUCAAGGACAUGGUCAACUUCACCUUCUCCUUCAUCCUGGACAACCCCUACCUCCCCCAGGAGGCUCGGACCGUCUACAUCUCCGCCAGGUCUCGAGGCGUCCAGUUCGUCUCUCGCAGUCUCUUCAGGAACGACCCGGACUGGCCGCCGCUCAAAGUUGACAACGCCAGGUUUGAGAUCGCAGCUGCCAAGCAGUCGGACGCGUACCCGUGCUCGGACAACACGAUCACAGUCACUCUCUCCUUGAACGCUCCCAUCCGCUUUGGAACUCAGAUCGUCAUGCAAGGCUUCAGCAACGCCAUUGUCUCGACCUCGAGCCUUCGGCUGCUGGACAGCGACAGCUCCUUGUAUGUCGUCAAGCUACCCAACGGCCAACAAGCGAGAGUCACAGAAAUCUUGCUGAUCGAAUAUCAGCCUGUGAACUCAACGUUCAUCCUCAAGGUCCGGGACAUCGGCUACGGCAACGACGUCCUGAUCCCUCCCGGCCGACCCUUCGAGCUUUCCUUCCUCGUCACCAACCCUUCCAGAGGUCAAAGUGCGCCUCCUCUGCUUAUCAGAGCCUUGAGCGUGCAAGUUGACUUGUCGGUCCCUUCGGUUGACUUUGACUGGACGCCGUUGACGGGCUGCUCAAGUUUGACGUCUGUCUUGACUCCAGUCGCUGGAUCUGCCCAACCGCUCUUCAUCAUCACCCCCAAGUUCAACACCCUAGAGAUGCGGCAGAGCACCUCACGGCCGAGGUCCCUCAACGUGCUGACCGUCACUUUCGAGGUCAACGUGCCGCUGGUCGUCAGGUGCAACGUCCUCCUCGUCCUCCAGGGCCUCGAUACUGUCGACCCUCAGCUGCAGCCGCUGGCUCAACCUGGUCCAGCCAGCUCCGACUGGAGGAGCGACAUGUGUCCGUCAUGGCAGCGCAGCAUCUUCCGGCUCGAGAGCCCAACGGCAGCGAGCGAGGAGGUGGUCAAGGACGUGACGUUCUUCUCCGCCUACUCGCCUCUUGACACCAGCAUGGCGCUGGCUAGGAGCGGAACGGUGAAGGUGGAGACAUCGGACGUCUGCCUUGGUGGGCUUGUCAUGGAAACUUGUCAGAGCUCUUCGGCGACGAGCAAGAUGUGUCUGUACCGCAAGGGCUUGGAGGACGUCAACUCUUCUCUCCUCUGGCAGAAGGAGGAGGCCACCAUGUCCUGGUUUCGAGGGCAGAAGCAGCCAAACCCCUUCUAUCCUCGGAGAAACGAGCUGCCUGCGCUGGGCGACGGAGUCUGUCAUGCCUUGUGGAACUGCGCGGACUACGCGUACGAUGACGGAAACUGCGUUAGCGAGGCCAUGAGCAACGGCAUGUCAACAAGCGAACUGAAGUUGGGAACGGCUCGAUGGGAUGAUGCCAAAAAGAAGAUCGUCAUUUACAUCAGAAAAGACACAAAGCCGUCAACAAAGUAUGCCUUCAGUUUUCAAGUUACCAACACGUUCAAGCUGAGCUACUCCCUCAACAUUAACAUGUCUACAGAAGGAAUAGUCAUUCCUCCCUUACCUGUGACAAGAUCCUCUAGACCCCUCUCCGGCCUCGGCGCAUGCUCUACGGGCGGCAUUCAGCCGGGAGCUAAGAGCCUGCCGGACCUUGACGUCAACCCGCUCAACGUCUACUCGGCCUCCCUCUACGAGAAGCGUAUCGCCUCCUCCACCAACUUUCCCGGAGCUGUCAACAGCAUCUCCCUGACCCUGAGCUUCAACUCCCUCAUCACUCCUCGCAUGCAGCACACCAUCACCGUCUACGGCCUACGGAGCUUCUCGGGCCCGUCAGGGGACGUCAAGCUCUUGCCCGACGUCAACUGCGCCGCCUCAGCGUCUUGCGAUCAUCCCAUGCGGUUCUCGUCGGCCUCGACCCACCAGGCGGGCUAUGGGCGGUGGGACAACAGCAAGAAGAGCCUGACGCUGCUUGUGUCCGGUACCCUCCUCCCCAUCCAGCUCUAUCGCUUCGCCUUCCAGCUGAGAAACCUGCUGGCGAAGCCGGAGACGACGGUCAUGAUCGUUGGCAACGACGCGCAAUGCCCGACGCGGUCGCGACCCUUUUCGACCUUCAGCUUUUUCCGCUUCUACACUGAGAGCUCGGACAGCACAAUGGACGCAGAGGCCAAGAUCGCAAGCAACUCGCCUUUCUUCAGCUCCAUCGCUCAGUCCUUGUACUACACCAUCACCUCACUCGCCGACGCCGUCUCUCUCUAUGGUUGUCAAGUCUCCAACCCCCUCACCGGCGAGCUGCUUCUCCCAGCUGGCCGCUGGUACUUGAGUUUUGACAACCCCGCAUACUUCAGCGAGCAGGUCGAGCUGCGAUCCGCCCUGAACGUCUCGGCAGACGGGCUUGUGCGGCAGAGCAUCGAGGAAGGAACGGCGUGUGGAGGAUACAAGGAGAGGAAUUUGUACCAGACCUGUCGCUGGUGGUCGAGACCGACUUUCGCUCUUGACCUCUUCCUCUUCAAGAAGCUUCCUCAGGUCAUUCGGUUCGUCCUCAGGUGGGGAGACGUUCCUGCCAACCUCGACCUCUUCCUCGUCUACAAGCCGCUUGUAGGUCAGACGCUCUCCUACUCCUCCAACAACGUCUCGUGCUCGUCUGGCCUUGUCAUCUCGGGCGGAGGAGUCUUCCGAGAUUGCCGCGAGAUGUACGUGAAUGCCCAGGGCGACUCGUCAAAGGUCAACCAAGUGCUGCUGGAGAGGAUGGACGUCGACGGGAACGGGCCUGAGGUCUUGCGACUGUCAAACGCGCUCGACGGUGACUAUCAGGUUUACGUCAACGUCCGCCAGCCAACUCUUGACUCGCAGCUCACGUUCGUGGGAGCGGAGGAACUUACGGUCUACCUUGACAACGGUCAAGUCUACCGCAUGUACACCUCCCCCAACGCUCUCAUCGCGUCCUGGUGGUACGUGGGCUACGUGCGGAAGAGAGGAGGAGCGUCGUCCUGGAACCUAGUCAACUUCGAUCAGAUCAAAGAAGACCCCAUUCCUUACAUCGCAGGAUACAAACUCGAGCUGCUGCUCACUGUACGCGAUGCAGCGACGGGGCAGCGGGUGGAGGGCGUGACGUACGACAUCACCGGUUGCAAGGGACCUUGUGACUCUGCUCCUCCUGCCUCUCGCGUCCUCGUCUCCAAGGGAAUCGUUGCUGGCGCCAGAAUCUCCUUCUCCAACUUGCUGUUCGGAGUGCAAGGAUCGAACUAUCAAGAGUACCUUGUGAGCCUGAACAAAGAAAACUACAUCAGCAAGUUGGUGACGGUCAAGUACUCGGGUGAGGUCUACAGCCAAACUGUGUCCACCUUCGUUACACCUGCCGACAACAACAUCUGGAUCAUCCUCUCUUGGAACCAGCAAGUCUUCGCCAACCUCGACCUCUGGGUCUUCCCUUGUGCUGACGCAGGAGCGUACGAGCCCUUCAACGCAGCCUGCGAGACUCCGCUGUCUGUCCGGCAGACGUGCAAGUUUGCGACGCUCAAGGGGACGACAGGAAAGGUUCGAUACUUCUCGGCAGCCAACGACGUGGAGGCGGUGAUCUUGGAUGGGAUUGCUCAAGGACAUAUCGACGUGUGGGCUCGAUCGCUGGACAACCAGAACUUGCGGGGUCAGGACAUCAACUUUGAGAUCGAAGACCACCUGCACCCGUCCUCCUCUUCCAUCCUCCUCCGCCCCACCGCCGCCUCCGACGGCUCCUGGUGGCACGUCGGCUACUUCGACUCCUCCCUCAACUUCGUCGUGCUCAACAAGAUGGCCUCCUCUCCCGCCUUCUCCGGUUGCCGCAUCCCCGUGGAGUCUGUAUCCUCUCCCAUCACCUUCGUUCCCUCCUCUUCCUCCCGGCGCGCCAUGAAUCAGCCGCUACUUCUCAACCUCUCCUCCGGCAUCUCCCUUGAGAUCCCUCAAGGCGCAUGGCCAGCAGGGGGGCCAGGAACGGUCGAGCUCACGCAGCUGCUCCUUCCUCCUAUCGUCCCCAACCCAGCCCUCAUGCAGUUGGGCAACAACCUGGUCGUCUACCUCGAGCCGUCAGGCAUCCUCUUGAACGCUCCUGGAGUCCAGCUGACGAUGCCGGUCCGAUCGCCUCCAGCAGCCGGCCAGCUCGUCAAGGUCCAUCGGCUGGAGAACGGAAUCUGGCGCUGGAGCUCGGCAGUGAACUCGACCUUCAUGGUAGCGAAGGAGGAGACGAGCGUGACUCUGCUUUCCUUCUCGGCCUACGCUAACCUCAUCGUGCUGGGGGGGGCCGAGGUCGCUACCCCGCAAACUUCUCCCCCUCCAUCAGUCCUGGGCAGCACGAUCAACGUCAAGAGCUCCACGUUCCCUGUCUGGCUCAUCGUCGUCAUCGCAGUCGGAGGGUUCGCGAUCAUGGUCUUGUCCUACAUCUUCACCUACCGGCUGCUGGCCAAGAGGUUCCCCUGGCAGAAGGGCGAAGAAUUCUUCGAGCUGUUCGCUCCGGUCAUAGUCAGCCCGGACAUUGAUAAGCAAAGGCUGGAAGGGCAUCUUGUCACGUGUGCAGAUGCUAGAUCUCCUCGUACUCCUAGACCAUAUAAUGCAGAUACAUCUCAUCGACAGACGUGGGGGACAGUCACCGCAUAUAACAUGGCAUGGUCGGGGGAUAUAGGAGGGAGGAUGGAGGAAGGAAUGAUCUUGUCAUGGGGCUCACUUGCGUUCUGGGGUGAUUCGAAGUGA